This is a messenger RNA of Leptomonas pyrrhocoris, 6997 nucleotides long. RefSeq names its product putative protein kinase. Gene Ontology annotation, molecular function: ATP binding; protein kinase activity. Gene Ontology annotation, biological process: protein phosphorylation. Bases 3173 to 6997 code for a protein of 1274 amino acids. The record is from RefSeq and is a predicted model, not a curated record. The transcript has a single exon. Lineage: Eukaryota; Euglenozoa; Kinetoplastea; Trypanosomatida; Trypanosomatidae.
GUUGUGGACGGAGUUGUGACCGCGCACGCCUCAGGACCUCCGCGCGCCGGCACGUGUUCGCAGAAACGACGGUGACGAAGUCGAAAUGAAAAAGAAUGAAGACGUUUGCCGCGGUGCGUCUUUCAUCAAAGGUGCGUUCGUCCCCCGUACGUGUUUAACGUUUCGCGACCUGCCCCCGAACCACAUGCUAGGCAAGUUCUCACUUUUUUAAUUUUAGUAUUUUGAGGGGCCGAUGCGUCCCUCGCCUCCCCCGGAAAAUAUGCGGAGAAGCACACCCGGCUGACACGAAACGUAUGUGUGUGUGUGUGCGUGUGAAGAAACAGUGAGAACCUGCAGCACCCCAGCUGACUCUGAUGUUCGUCUAAAGAGAAAAAAGGAGAAAUUCGGCCAAUCCCUCAAAAGAAGAAGAAACGGCGCUGCAAAAGGGAAACUCGUAUUCAGUCUUCUCAUGACUGUCGUCCCAAUCGCCAUCUACUAACGUCUUGCGAAGAGCCCUGUCAUCCUCUCGCUUUCUUAUUUUUUCUAGUCCUUCUCUCCGGCAUGUACUCGCACUUCGCAUCGCCGCCAAUCACCGCAGUCGGCGGUCAGCUGCUCGUCUCGAGCGCUGCUCCGUAGAACGCCAUUAGUUUGAUGAAGGCAUGCAGAGUCACGAGAAGAAGAAGAAUAAUAAAAGUGACAAAAGGAAAACGGGGGUUGCGCAGCUGCGUGUGCGAAACACGGCGCGGCCUCGGGGAAGCAGAAUCGAAUAACAGCCCGUAAAGCAGCUGUAGCGGUGUUUCUCCUCUCUCUCGCUUGCAGUGUUGAACUCGCGCUCUCAGCGAGGGGUGCCGGUGUUGCCCGCGGCCGACGCCGCACCUGCGUGGACGCCAUUCAUUGACACGGCGAAAGGAAAAAGAGUUGUGUUCUCCUUUCUUCUUCUUCUCGGUGCGUGUGCGUGUGUGUGUGUGAGUGUGAGUGUGUGUUCCUCGUUUUUUUUUUGUUCUUAAGCAGUGUUGUGGCGUUCCGUGCUGCGACGGAGACCUUGGGCGAAGCAGAAGGAGUCGAUCAAUACAUCUACUUCUCUUUCUGCCUAUUCAGAAUAGAGAAGGUUUCGUGGGACUGGUUGAGGGUGUUUAAUUAAUAAAGAGAAAGAAGAAAGAAGUAAAGUCAGAGUCCUCUUAAGAGAGGGAGAGCCGCGAGUUUUUUUUCCCCCUUUUGUGUUGAUGGACGUUUCAAUAAACGACAAAAGGCAAUUUGACGGAUGAGUGAGGAAUAGUUUUGUAGGAGGAAGGGUAGUUGCAAUACUCACGUCUGCAUAAAUUACUGUAACAGCGGUGGUGAAGCAAGGGCUCUUUUGAGGAGGUGAUUUUGCCUUCAUGUGACGUGCAGGCGCCACGGUGUACCUCAUGAAAACAAAGGAAAAGGAAAAGGAAAAGAGAAAGGAACGUGAAGUGCGCGACCUCGAGCGCAUUUGACUUCUCUCCCUCCCCGCCUGGCCGUACAGGUUGCACUGUGCAACUGUGUCCACAACAGGUGGUGAGGGUUGACGUAGGCGCGACUCACGUGGUGGUAGUCCGGAGUGCUUUUCGAGAUGGGACGGGAGAAGGAAGAAGUGGAUGGAUGUAUAUCUGGCUGGGUUUUAGCAACGCAAUGCGCAAGAGAAGAUCGGUCCCGAUUCUCCUCUCCUCCUGUUUCCGCGUGUGUGUCGAUCUCGGCGCGUUCCUUCCCCCUCCCCCUGUUCUCUUCCCUCAACGCAACGCACGUUCUUCUUUCUCCCCCCCCACUCUCUCUCCUCCGGUGUUUCUGUGUCUUUUCUUGGCUUCGUCCACCUCGCACUCGUUGCGGUGCUUGUCCUUACCACGCCGCGCCGCUCUUCCGCCUUUCGCCCGGGGCUGAAUGCAUCUUCGCGUACAACGUCAACUUCUGGUGUUGCGAUACUUUUUGUUUUUACCUCCUUAUCAUGCGUAUUCCCCUUCUGCACGCAUCCAUCAACGAACACACACACACUCAUAUACACAUAUGUAUACAGAAUGAACUGUCUCGGAACGUUGCCGACUCGCCUCUCGCGUAGCUAAGCAACCGCACUGUCACCCUAUGGUCGCGUUGUAACAUAUAACCUUAAAGAAACAGCGAUAUAUCUAUACAUAUAUAGAUAUAUAGAUACGGAUAGAUAGUUCAAGCGAUAAAGGAAGACCUUCUACGCGGCCUUUCCAAGAAAAGCAACGGAGCGUUUUUGCUGUUUUCCUUUUUCUCUCCUUUUGCUCCUCCCACCAAUCGUGCGUGCCUGUGUGAGAUAGUGAGACAGAAGAGGAGGUGCUCUGGUGUUGCAUGGCACUCCGCUUCAUCUUUCAUAUAUAUAUUUCCCGCCUGUCCUUUUCUUUUUCUUCUCCCUCCCACCCCCUCUCUCCUCUGGCGGUGUCGAAAACACCUGAGAAGUGGGCUGAUCGCACCGCUCUUUCUGCUGGUGGAUGUAUCCACAAGCUUCAUGCCUAGCGAGAACGCAUCUUUGUUGACAGCUUGCCACCUGGUGCACAUGAGAAAAGGGGCGCGCGGUGACUAACGUACUAUUUUUUUUUAAAUUUUUGCUCGUCUUCUUCUGUUUUGCUUCCUUAUCACUAUUCGCUGCGCUCCGCUGUAGAACUGGGGAAAAAAGCAAGCAAUCCAGCAAACAAAAAAUAGCUGCGCCUUUCACCCGUGGAUUCUUUCCUUCACUUCUUGUAGGAUAAAAAGUGUUCUGCACGGUUGUGCACCUCUGCGUUCCUUUUUGGUUUUGAAUUUCAAAUUCUUUUGUACUGCCGUGCGACAUCGUUCGUCAACCUCUCUGACACUUGUUUCUUUCUUUACUGUUGUGCCGCCGCGUCGCUCUCUUGCCGAGCGCCGGCGAUGGUGUUUUUUCACUUCAUCCUUCUUCUUUCCUUUACCCCCCCGCAGACGUGAGGUUUUAGUCUGUACGUCUGAUACGCCGCCGUCGGCGUUCCUCUUCCUCGCUCGUCUUUUCGCCCUCCAUUUUUUCUUUCUUUUGGGUUUCCUCCGAAAGGCGGGACGCUGCACAGAGGAGGUGCUCCGGCGAACAAACUCGCUGUCUCGAUUUGGUGGUGCUUGCUCCUUUUUUUUUACUCUUUCCAAAAGCAUUAUUCUCCUCCUUUUCUUUUCGCUGCUGUGCGAGCUUGGCGAAGUUGAUCCGACACGGAGUAUGGACGCCGCGACACACGUCGGCGUCCCGUUACGCGCCUCGGCCGGCGGCGGAUCCGCCGCGUUUUGUGUGGUGUGCGGGCGGGUUCGAGACCACCUCGUCCUCCGCAAAUCUGGUUUAAAGUGUCCGAGCUGCAUUGGGAGGUCGGCCAGCAAACGGUUCCGCCACGUGCACGGGCAGCCGAAGUCGCAGCAUCUCUCGCACGUCGACGGCAGCUCUCCGACGGCCGGUGGCGGGGAAACCUCCUCCACCGCACCCCCGGGAGACUCCUUCUCCACGACGGUGGUGCUGUCGCACUCGCCGUCGUCGUCCGCGCUGCCGCCCAACGAAAGCGUGAGCGGCACGCUCGACUCCGGCGGCAGCAGCGGCGCUGCUCGCCGCCCCAUCGAGGAGUACAUCAGCGGCACCGCCAUUUUCAGGGCCGCCGUGAAGUUCGCGCGACACGGCAAGAAGAGCCGCGACGCCGACGGCUGCAGCACCGCAGGGGACGCGGUGGGGAGUGAGCGGACUUACCCCUCCCCCUCAACGAUGAGUCAGCGCAGUGUCAACAACGCCGCGGCGCCCGUCGCUGGUGACACCGUGCCUCCUGCGCAGACGCGGCAGCCCGUAAGCGCGUCGUCAGGUCUGCACCGGCCGGCCGCCAUCAACACCGCAGGUCACGCAGCGCCGCCGCCGGUCCCCCGCACCCGGGCCGCUCUUGGCGACGCCGCCGAUGCGGCACAGGGGCCCACGGGUCCCCGCAGCGCCGCUCCCAUCGCCGAUGGUCUGCCGCGGCGCCUACCACGCCGUCGCCCGCUGACGAGCCCCGCUGGUGCAUCGACGGCGUCGUUGGCGAUCCGCGAGACGGGCGGCGUUUCCGCCCCGCCGCCGAUGCCGCCGUCUGGCUCCCCAUCCGAGGAGACCGUCAAGACCAACGGCGCUGGUGCUGCGCCUACCACUGUGCGCUGCAUCGAGGAGGACGACACGCCGUCGGAAAGCCUCAGCGGCGUUGUCCACGGCGGCCCGCUGCCACCGCUGGAGCCGACGAAAGACCCGUACGCGUCGCCGCCGGGUACCCCGCUAGCGGACACCAGCCCGUGGACUGUCGGCGCCGCGCAGUCGAGCCCACCACGGCCUUGCCACACCGCGUCCUUGUCAGGAGUGGUCUUUGACGCAGCGCGCACCGCAAGUCCGUCGCCAAACAUGACGGCAGACUUCAGCGCCAACCCGCUCGCUCCCCGUGCGGGCAGCCGGGCGGGGUCCUCGUCGUCCUCGCUGCUGGAGCGGCGCUCGUCGACGCGGCUGCCGGCACGCAAGGCGCACGCGCCGUCUACCAGCAGCCUGGCCGGCGACGCCCACCUGCGCACGGCGUCGUUCCUCACGCAGGCCUCAACAGGGACCUGCUCCGCGGUGCCGCCGGCCCCGACAAACGGCCACUCCGCGAGGCCAGGUGGGCAGACGGCGAGCUGCAGUGAAACAUCCUCGCUGCGCCGCAUGCCGCGCACCGACCGCACCGGUAUGGAGGGCACGGCGGAUGCACGCGGCUGCGGUAGGUCGGCCUCGUCGGGCGCAUCUCCCUCAUCGUCGUCCUCCUCCUCCUCCUCCGGCAGCGAGUCUGAUCGUGUGCGCUCCUCGUCUCUCUCCUCCUCGCCGGCCUCCGUGGAGGGAGCCGCCGCACCGCCCAGCGCCACCGCACGUCCGACGAGAAGGAAGGCGAGGAACAGGGUAACCGGCCGUCGAAAAGCCCACCGGAGCACACACGUCGAUCCGUUGGCCCCUUGCGCGGUGCGCAGUCUAGAUGCGAUCCAUCUCACUGUCGAGCUCGCGCCGCCGCCGCCAACCGACGGCAUCGACGCCACCGCCGUUGCUGCUGCGACCGGGGCCGCGUCCUCCCCGAGGCGUAAGGGCACGGCGAGCAGCGUGUGCAGCAGCAGCAACACUCCGCGCUCCGACUCCACCACGCCCCUGCACAGCAGCGGCAAUGAUGGGUACCAGCGACAGGUGGGGAUGGGCGGCGUCUCUGGCGCCUUCACCGUUACGCGUCACCUCCGACAGCGCAGCAGCAGUGACGCGUAUGGUGGGGUGGGUGUGCUCGGCGCCAACGCCCGCCCGCGACGGGGCAUAGCGGCGGACUCGGCCGCCACCGGAGGACGUACCGAGGUGAAGAAAAUUGCGUUCCGCAUUGUCGUGCGAGACCGCCCGUCCGGUCUCGCAGUUGUCGCACGGGAGUGUAGGCUAUACUCGCAGAUCAUUCCUGCCCUGGAGCGAGUGAAGAUGAUCGCCGGGGCUGAGCUGCCGGCAUGCCCCAACAAGCGGCUGCCCAGCCUGCGUUUCGCGACGGACGCCUUCACCGAGGAGCGUCGCGCCGAAGUAGAGCUCUUCCUGCAGGCGGUGGAGCGGAGCCCGUUCUACGUGCGGCACCCAGACGUGCUGAGCCUUCUUGGAUUGGAGGCGAACAGCGCGGGCGGCGGCACCGUCCUUGCCUCACCAGACACCAGCGGCGGCAGCGUCGGCAGCGGGCUUGCUCAUGGCACCGGUGCUCGUCGCGGCCCCUCCGCCGAACCGCGCGGAAAGAGCGCUGCUGCUGGUACCACGCCGAGACACGAGCGCAGCCCACAAGGGACGGGUGGCACAGACGGAGGCGGCCGCCACCGCCAUGCGGAGCCCCUCGCUGCGUCGGCCGCCUCCACGGCCGAUACCGCGAACAACACCACCACCUCCACCGGCGCCGGCGGCUACCUCAACUCCGUGGCGCUCGAUGCCUACCGUGCGCCAGCCACCUGCAGCAGUGCCGCACAGCCGGCGGGUUUGUUCUGUCGCACCCCGAGCCAGUCUAGCGUGCAGACCUCGCGCUCCUCGUUGGUGCGGCGUCACAAGAUGGAUGAGGUGACCAUGGAGGACCUGGAGCACAUCCAACUGGGCAACCUCAUCGGCCGUGGCACCUUCGGCUCCGUCUACCUCGGCCUCCUCCAAACGCAGCGCGGUCCGUUAAUGGUGGCGGUGAAGGUGAUGACGGUGGGUGAGGAGGUGCCCCCCGAGGAGCUGGCGUGCCUGCAGCGUGAGCUGGACGUGCUGUGCGCGACGCGACACAAGAACAUCAUUCGAUUCCUCGGCAGCUCGCUGAACGCCACGACGCGCGACCUGCGCGUGUUCACCGAGUACGUGGAGUGCGGCACGAUUCACUCACUGGUGGAGCGCUUCGGUGCGCUGACGCUGCUGUCUAUCCAGCAGUACAUGCGCCAGAUUCUGCACGGCCUGCAGUACUUACAUCGCCUCUCCAUCGCCCACCGCGACAUCAAAGGGGAGAACAUCUUGGUCACCAAGAACGGCCGUGUGAAGCUGUCGGACUUCGGCAGCAGCACCGGUGCUCCGGCUGACCAUGCCGCCGUGGCCGCCGCCGGCGCUGCGGAGGCCGAUUGCCCGGUCGGGUCCCCGUCAUACAUGGCCCCGGAGGUGAUCCAAGGCACGGUGCGGUCCGCCUUGGCCGCUGACAUUUGGUCACUUGGCUGCGUCGGUAUUGAGAUGCUGGACCGGCAGAUCUGGGAGGUGAAGCCGCACGUGAACCCGUUUGUGUUCCUCUUCCGCGUGAGCAAAGCCGGCACCCCGCCGCAGGGGCUGCCCACCGUGGCGGAGCUCGUGGCGCUGCAGCAGGCCGGCAAGGGCGACGAGGCGGUGCAGUUCGGCCUCUACCGCGACUUUCUGCUGCUGUGCUGCCAGGUGGACCCCGAGAAGCGGCCCACGGCGACCGCGUUGCUGCGGCAUCCGUUUAUGACACAUCCAUACGCAAAACACCUGCGGUGGCUGCCGCCUGCGCCGGCCUGCAAAAACGCACCUCCGCCAAGCUGA